CAGGUACAGACUCAGCUAGCAGCCACACACAAUUCUUCCGCUGUGGCUUACGUGGACGGAGCACGCUGGUCCUAUACAGCUAGUAAGAGCAGCUUCUACAGGGACGAAAGAGCACAGGAGUAGGCCGCAGGACAAUCUAAAAGACUUAGAGAGUCGAGCAGAUUACAGUAAUCAUCUCGACGUGGCGGGUAUCGUGCCUGUACAAACCAGUCGAAUUACGCAAGCGCCACACUGGGUGACUGUAGCCAUUGUUGCUCGAUAGCAAGAAAGUCCGCUUCUCGGUUUUGCGCUAGUUUUACGAGACUACCUGAGUGAUUAUCAGAUACGAAGGGAAGUUGUACGUAGUGCCUGAGCGCAGGUGAUAUACAUAUCUUCGUAUCACAAAUCGAUAAUCACGUGCGCGCCUCCCUCCCGGAGCCUCCUUGUUCUCGCAGCAGCACAAGGCCAGACUUCUACGAGAUGCGGGCCCUCUUGAAGAAGCUCCUGCUGCCGGUCAUCCUUGCGAUGCUCCACGAGCAGGUGCCAGGCGUGUGUGCGACUACACCGAUCACGUUUAUCGCUAGCGGCAUUCUUUUUGGUUUGCCACCUGAAAGGAGGGAACAGACCUUCGAUUACGAAACUGCCACCAUGAGGGAGGUUCACCUCUGGAUCACGGGGGAAAUCGAGCAGCAAUGCAACCUAUGCAUGGCAAAUAUGUCUGGGCUUGGAACAAGGAUGCAACUUGUGACGGUCGUGGUCCUCCCUUUAGACUCUACAUAAAAUAUGUUUUGCAUGAAGAGCAAGACGAGAGAUCCAGCGUUCGCGACGUGGAGAGGGAAUUGCUCAUGCGGUACGAGCAUCAGAGUGCCCGCAUGGAAUCUGUCAUGCUAGGGCAUGUAUGACAGAUAAGACAUCAUAGGCCGUGGGAAAUUUGCAUGGCAAGUCUCGCAAGUAUUCAGACCCAGACAUAUUUGUAUUUGGUACGCCUGGGUCCUGCGCCGCUGCAACAAGGUAUUUUUGCGGGUGACAAUCCGCGGACUGCCGUUCUUGUUCGAUCCAUACACUAGUGGAGCUAACGCCGAAUCUCUUGGCCCCAGGAACAGAAUAACCGACCUGAGUCUGACCAUAAAGCAGCACAUGGAGAGGGACAUGCGUCUAGAACCGGUCGUCAAGAAUUUCAACAGGGGAAGGAAUCUUCCUCCUCUCAUCGUGUAUUGAUUUAUUUUUCAUUUCAGUAAGUAAGCAUAGUAGAUAUAGUCGACUUUUUGCUUUUGCCAUCGCGCAUGAUAUGCUUGUCAUAGAAACAACAUUCAUACUUACAUACUCUACAGCAACCUUGAGGAGCCCCACGGCGGAAGCUUGAUGUGAACUUAUUGGAAAUAGCGAAACACGAUGGCCCGGGUGCGUUUUAUUUGAGCGAGAACUUUUACAGAUGAAGAUCACAUCGCUCGCAUUGCCACAACGAAGUGCUGUUCACCGAUUGAACGCACUUAAUUCUACAGAAUGAUCAUCGACCAAGAUGUUGACGCAAGAGAAAAGAUGUUUUUUUUCUGCGAGCCCUGCAACACAAAUUUUUGCGUUCUUUGUGAACAGUUUAGCAGAAUAGGAAAU
Messenger RNA from Amoebophrya sp. A120, 1590 nucleotides. The record is from the annotation of a GenBank genome assembly. Lineage: Eukaryota; Dinophyceae; Syndiniales; Amoebophryaceae.